CAAUUGUACUGCUGGUCGUGUACACGGCGCUACUACUUCCAAUGCAUCAACCCCAGAUGCUCUCAGACUGUCUAUACCUGUUCAAACAUUGUGCAACGAGACAGGCGUGUCUCCUCUCCUGGAAACAGUACUCCAACACGGGCCAGGAUUAGAAUCAGUGCUCUCCAGCCUAGGUGUCAACCAGACCGCGACACCUCUCCUAUCCCAUCCCCGGUCUAAACCCCGACCUCGACCCUGAUUUCGACCUCAGGCUGCAGUAAUAGUGCACCUAGGCAAAAAGUACAUCAAUCAAAUAAAUAAAUCAACCUCGAUACUGCGCGCAUACACUCUGCCACCAUUUCUCUCCGAUCACAACCCCAUCGGGUGUCGUCGCCCGCCAUGGCGCAAACAAUGCUGGACGUCUUCUAUUCGCUGUGCAACUGUAUAUACUGUUUCCCGGGCACGCCUCAAUUAAAGAUCAACAAUAGGAGUUUUCGGAUGCUCCGAUUACUUGGCGAGGGCGGAUUUUCCUACGUCUACCUCGUUCAAGACACGUCAGACUCGGCAUUAUACGCACUGAAAAAGAUCCGAUGUCCGUUCGGGCAGGAGUCAGUAUCACAAGCGCUGAAGGAGGUGGAGGCAUAUACAUUGUUUGCGCCGCACCCCAACAUCAUCCGCAGCAUCGACCAUGCGGUGCAAAACGACUCGAGCACAAAGGUGUCUGGGAUCGGGACGGAGGCAGGCUCCGGCAGCUCGGCCAGCAAGACGGUCUACAUAUUACUACCCUAUUACCGACGAGGCAAUCUGCAAGACAUGAUCAACGCGAACCUAGUGAAUCACACGCGGUUUGGCGAGCGGCGACUAAUGCAGCUGAUGUUGGGGGUGUGCAAGGCCCUUAAAGCCAUGCACCAGUACCACGUGCGCAACACGCCGUCACGGUCGGCGGCACGAGCGAUUCGCGACGAAGCCGCGAGCCAGGACCAAGACGCUGCUGCCAGGCAAAAAAGGAUGCAGCAAAAACAACGGUCAAUGACGGCCGAUCAAACCCACCAGGCUGAACUGGAAGGCGAGCAAGAACAGCCACUGAUGCCGGAGGACGAGGUGACACGGGCGCAGGAAGGGAAACAGCCCGGCGAGAUCCGGGCGUACGCGCACCGCGACAUCAAGCCGGGCAACAUCAUGAUUGACGACGACGGCCGCACGCCCAUCCUGAUGGAUCUGGGCAGUCUGGCGCCGAGUCCGACGCCCAUCACCUCGCGGUCAAUGGCCAUCGCCGUCCAGGACACCGCCGCCGAGCACUCGACCAUGCCGUACCGGGCGCCCGAGCUAUUUGACGUCAAGACGGGUAGUGUCAUCGACACAAAAGUCGACAUCUGGUCGUUGGGCUGUACCAUGUAUGCCUGUCUUGUGGGCAAAUCGCCCUUUGAGGCCCGCUCCGACGAGACCGGUGGGUCGUUGAGCAUUUGUGUGUUGAGCGGCGACUGGAGAUGGCCCGGUGAGGGCAGUGCCGCAAAGGGCAAAGAUAAAGUGGCCCAGACCCAGGGUACCCAUGCCACAGGUGCGCAAAGUGAGAGAAUAUAUCCUCACCCUGCGGUCCGCGAGGUCGUUCGCCGCUGUCUCCAGGUCGAACCCGCCGAGCGUCCGGACGUCGACGAGCUCAUGACCAUGAUUGAUACCUGUCUAAGUGAGCUGCCUGAAGACGAUGAGGCCGAGGGUGUCAUUGAUGAUCAUGGACCAUGAUCGCUACACUUUUGAGUGAGCUUCCAUACGACUAUGGCAGUGAAGGUGUGGGUGAAGGUUCCUGUCUAAUUUCAAGCCUGGGUGUCCGUCAGCUCGGCCAGACUUUGGGCCCUUGAGAAUUUAAUCUAUCAUUUUCAGCGAGUACCUUAACUUAAAUGUCUCGACUUCGAGUUGUCCUCGAAUCCAUCGCUUUACCGGUUAAGGACCGGAUCUCUCGUUACUCCGACUUUUUUGUUUAACACCUAACCCCUUUUCCCAUUUCCCAUUUCCCAUUUCCCAUUU
This is a messenger RNA of Exophiala dermatitidis NIH/UT8656, 2001 nucleotides long. Its product is annotated as serine/threonine kinase 16. The coding region runs from base 379 to 1719 and encodes 446 amino acids. The transcript has 2 exons. Gene Ontology annotation, molecular function: ATP binding; protein serine/threonine kinase activity. NCBI's taxonomy places the organism in Eukaryota, Fungi, Ascomycota, Eurotiomycetes, Chaetothyriales, Herpotrichiellaceae. Gene Ontology annotation, cellular component: cytoplasm; Golgi apparatus. The record is from RefSeq and is a predicted model, not a curated record. Gene Ontology annotation, biological process: vacuolar protein processing; regulation of vacuole fusion, non-autophagic; protein phosphorylation.